Molecule: messenger RNA, 846 nt
Organism: Tetranychus urticae (two-spotted spider mite)
Lineage: Eukaryota; Metazoa; Arthropoda; Arachnida; Trombidiformes; Tetranychidae
Gene: Csl4
Product: exosome component 1 Csl4
Biological process (GO): RNA processing
Cellular component (GO): nuclear exosome (RNase complex); cytoplasm
Molecular function (GO): RNA binding
Source: RefSeq, a predicted model, not a curated record
AUCCAAGAUGAGCAAUGUUAUCGCUAUCGAUGAUAAAUAUCGAUAUUUAUCGAUAUUUUGUCUGAUUCCAAUGUUUAAAUGAACACAUGAGUCUCAUUUUGAGUGAAAUUAUUGCCAUGUUUUGUGUUCCAGGUGAUCGUCUCUGUGUUGCUGAUGAUAAAAAUCUCGGAGGUAGAGGCACUUUCUUGAAAGGAUCUUACAUUUAUGCUGCUCUCGCGGGUAAAGUUAAUAUUAUUGAAAAUAAAGAUGAGAACAUUUUUGAAGUUAUGCCCCAUGGCAAUUUCGUCCGUAAAAUUCCCCAAGUCGGUGAUGUAGUUACCUGCCAAGUAGAAAAAAUUGUGUCCAAUCAAUGUAAAUGUUUAAUCAAAUGCAUCGCUGACAGUGUAUUGAAACAACCAUUCAAGGCAAUAAUACGAAAGGAAGAUGUGCGUGCCACUGAUAAAGAUAAUGUUGAAUUAUACACUUGCUUUCGACCAGGCGAUAUUAUCUUAGCAAAAAUCAUCGGACUAUCUGAAUCUGGGUAUUUACUGUCGACAGCAUCCAAUGAGUUUGGAGUGGUUAUUGCUCGUAGUGAAAAUGGUGUUUUAAUGGUUCCAGUAUCAUGGACUGAGAUGAUGUGUCCCGAAUUUAAAGUGAAAGAAACUCGCAAGGUUGCCAGAAUAGCUAUCGAAUCAGAUUCGAAUGCUUCCACCAGCUCUAAACAAUCAAAUAACAGUUAACUUCAGCAUUGUGUUAUCUGUAUGAUAAUUAGUAUUGAAGAUUUUUAAAGUUUCUUUAAUGUGACUAUGAGUGGUUCGAAUCAUUCUGCCAAUUUGAAAUUGAAUAAACUUGUUGGUCAACUCAAAA